AUGAGCAUUAGCAGAGGGCAUUCGGUCGAGAAAGUGCGUUUUUCGGCUAGCCGAGCACAUUCUGACGGUAAGUACGCAUAUAUAACUAUACGAUUUAGAGGGAAAUAAAUCUUUUAAAAAACCAGUGGCGACUCGUGCAUUGGUGCGAUGGAGCGAUUCUCUAUGUAAAUUUUAAACUAAUUUGCAAUUGUGCUCUAUAUUUUAUUUUAGAUUCUCAGUAGAGCGAGGAAUAUAUUGAUUUUACAAUAAUGUUUAUUUUAUUUUCCGUACACAACUUUUCUACCAGCAAUUUGGCCUCGAUUUACAAUGAUAGCGCUCUUUCCGAAAGGAAAUCUGACUGGAGUAAUACUUUGAGGGGGUCAUUUUUUUGAUUUUCCCAAUAAAUGGGAAAACCGGGAGAACAGCAAAAUAGGUACAAUAUUAAACAAAUACUAUUAAAGAAAAUGUUUAAUGCAAAUGUGAUUAUUUUAUCAUAAUAUAUUGUUGAUAAAACAACACUAUCAACCAAACUCCGUUUAGAAUCACUUUUCGUUAGCGAUGAUUUAUUGUUGCGUACAAAUAUGGGUAGAACACGAUUCCGUACGUUCAUUGUUCGAUAUUACAUUUAUUUUUUUUACCUUUUUCUAACCCAACUCCGUAUUGUAUUCGAAUGUGACGUUACCAUAUGAGGAAUACGAUUCCGCAUGUUUUUUUCUUGUAAACGUUGCACCCGAUUCCUAUUGUAUUUCAAUAAACAGUAGAGCGUGCGGAAUAGUAUUCCUCUCACAGAUGUACAUUCAAUUCCGGUCUAUAUCCUACCUUCCCAACUUCCCACCAACAGCAGUAGCUGCACCCGUCUCCCUUAUCCUUGGACAGCUUUUUUCAAUUUUAUUAUUAUUUUCAUUACUUAUAUAAUUUUUUUUUUUUUUUUGCAAUAAUUUCAAUAAUUAUAAUGAUAUAAUUUUUAUAUUUAUUAUAGUAACAACUAAUACUAAUAGUACCUAAUCAUUUUUAAUGUUUGUACGCAUUUCAAAAUAUUAAACAAUAUAAAGGAUUGCAAUAUAAAAUGAUAGUAUUCAGAGAAAAAUAAUUGUAUCCCAAUCCUACAAUCCCAGUGUGCAGUGAUAAUAAUACCUAUACAAAUUUAACACCGGCCAAACAACCAACGUCUACAACGUCAUGUAGUUAGUCACGGCCCACUAUAUGGAGCAGUACGGCGGGGCCGUUGUGCACACAAAAAAAAAAAAAAAAAACUGGUUUUUAAUAAAAAGUAUAUGUGUAUGCCUAAAAUCAUAUUACACGGUAAUUAUUCUAUAUUUUUAGUCGUUCAUAUUCGGCGAGGAUCUGUAUUCGUGUUGGUAAAACGACGAAUCGUGUGGAAUUUGUGGUAUUUUCGUCUAUUAAUAUUUAAUAGCUAUUGAAAUGUUUACCGACAGCUAUAACUACCGAGUACUUUAUAAACCAUAGUAACAUGCUAUUAGUUAUGUCACUAAUAUCGUAUAAUAUUAUUUUUUAUUGUUAUUUUUUUACCAUCUAGCCUACAAAACGAAUUUUUUAAAUAAUAGAAGUAUUAGUGUUGAUAUAUGCAUUAAUAAGUACUGAUACUGAUGACGGGUGUGUCAUUGUUGUAGGUAGGAUUGUGGGAAGUUGGGAAAGUAAGAUAAACAAAGUUAUUUAAACUGUAAACUAUAACAAACCAUUGCAAACAAUUUUGAGCUAAAUUAUAUUAUACAUAUUUUAAAAUUCCGUAAUUUUUAGGAUUUUUAUCAAAAUUUGAUCUUAAAACACUUAUGUAUAAAUAAUAAAAAAAAAACCUAUAUACUAUUAACGCUAACUUUUUUACUAUUAUUAAGUAUAACUUAUAAUGAAUAUCUUAUUUAAUUUUCAAACAUUUCUGUUUAGUCAAACAAUUUUAUUCACAUAAUACCUACCCAAUAAAAUCGUCAAAUACUUCAACAAUUCGCAAAAUGUAUCCACGUCUAGAAAACAUUAAUACCUACAUAAGUAUUCUAUAAAAAUGUGUGAUCCUUACGUUUAUUUUAAACAAAAUUACAACAAAUAAACAAAAUUGAAAAAAAAUGAAACCAUUAUUUCAGUAGUUUCCUGUUUUAAAAAAAUCAGAAAACUACUCUUACUCACCAUCUCGAUGCCUCCUCUUAAGGUUCGAGCAAUGUAAUAAAAUUGUUAUUGAUUAGAAAACGAUGAGGAUUACUCGGCCAGUGUCAACGCAAUACUUCACAAACGGCUCAGUGUCAGGAAAGGCAAACAUCAAAAGCAAAGGAGAUCUUCGUCUCCCGUGUCCUCGAUGAUGGCGGAUGACGCAAGCUUGCUAUCCGAUCGUAGGAGAUCGUCUGCCUUUACCACCAGCUCUGGAGAGUAAGUUUCUUAAUAAACUAUAUUAAUAUUAAAAAUAAUAUUAAUACUCUGAUACAUUUUACUUCCACAUAUGUUAUAAAAGUUACGAAAAGUGAUCGCAAGAAGUCGAGUUGUUACCUCUGCUACUACACAAAUAAUUAGUUUGCAUUAAUAACUGCGCAUAAUAUUAAUAUAUUAUAUAUUAGACUAUUAAUUUAUAAUUUUAUCGAAUAAAAUAACGUGUUAACAAUCGAAAUAAUAUGCAUAUAAUUUAACCUUUACUAUAUAUAUACCGAUGGCGCAAGGGAAAAACGUGUAAGGUAAAAAAUGUAAGAAAAUGAAAUUAUGUUACAUCAAUAGAAAAAUCAUACGAAUUUCGGGUAAAAUAAUGAAAGUUUAAGUCUAAGAUUUUAUCUGUUGUUAUACGUUUGUCAAAACAUGUAUAUUGGAUGGAAUAAAUUAUAUGGUCGGGAAAAAUCUUAAAUAUAUACCGGGUGAUCCAUUUAAGUGGAGACACACACUAUCUCGGAAACUAUUAACAUUUUUUCGGAAUUUGUAUUAUAGAACAUUGUUACAUGUUAUUACAUAUUAUUACAAUAAAAUGUUGUUACAUUGUUACAAUAUCAUAAUAUACUGCUAUAUUUUUAUGAUAGUACGGCGAUUAACAUCGAAGAGGCCGGUAUUUCGCAGGAGCAAAUAUUCGAGAACAUCCGUUUGCACAAAGAAGUGUUAGGCAGUGUCCGUCUGCAACCGUGGUCUAUCCGCAGGAAGAUGAAACUGGUGCAGCAGGCCAAGGAAUACGUGAAGAAGCACGAAGGUCAGCUACAGGAGCGCUUAGCCAUGAGCAAGAGCACCAGGGAUAUUUUGGCUCGAUUUCACAUACUCGUAGUCAAAGUAUAAUUAAUAGUAUAAUUAUUUCAUUCGAAAAUCGCAUAUUCAAAAAAAAUCGAAUUAGAAAUGGCAGGUAUCCGAAAAAACAAACAGGAAAAAAAAAGAUUUGAUACUGGGGAUGGGUGCAGAUUGUAGCCACUAUUGUAGUUGGGAAGUUGGAAAGGUAGAAUACAUGAAGGUAUUGCAUUUAUAUCUGUACGCUGUACGCAAUGAUAAACUAUUUGUAACGAAAAACGAUUCAGAGUGAAGUUCGGCAAGAUAUUUUCAAAUUCCGUAAUUUUUACGAUUUUUAUCAAAAUUCGAUCUUAAAACGCUUAUGAAAAAAAUACUAAUGCAUUAAAUUCAAACUCAUAUUUUAGACCACCAAAGACAAAUUAUAAUGUACCUUGUGUUGAAUUGUCAAGCAUUUCUCUUAAGUCAUAUAAUUUUAAUAACAGAUACCAAUACCAAAUAAAAAUACAUACAAAAACACGAAAAUACCUAUAAAAUACCUAUAAAUACCCUAGGAACUGAUAUGUAGAAUGUUUUAAAAAUUUGACCACGUUUACAAAAGGUCAAUAUAAGUAUUUUGUGAAAACUACAGGUCUACACAGUAAUUUUUAACUGAAUAACAAAAAAAAAACCGAAGUGUCGUACACUUUGCCGUAUUUCUUACGUUUUUCUCGGUUUUUCAUAAUCGUAAAAAAAAACUAUACGAAAAAUGAAACAACGACUUUCUCACUUACUGUACUAGACUAGACAAAAUUGUCUUUCAGAAAAUUGAAAAAAAAAACGGCCAAUUGGGGGGGGAUUAAACCCCAUGAACCCCCCUCCGUGAGUACGCCCAUAACCUAUCUACUGGAGCUUAAAAUAAUAUAGUAUUGUUGCGUCCUAUCUUAUAAUAUAUGUAUAUUAUAUUAUAAUAAUUUAUAAUUAUUGCCAAAAUGUAUAACUAUAUGGUAUAUAUCUAGGAUAAAUUGUUUAUUACAUUUGAAUUGAAAUACUUGGAUUUUCGAACACGUGAUAAUUCUAUUAUAUUCAUAAUAGAUUCUCGGCGUAUAAGUGUAAUAAUAAUAAUUAAUAAUUAUACCAAUAUCACUAUUAAUAUUUUUAUAACCAGAGCUCGGAAUUCACAAAAAUAACAUAUUCUUAUGUAUAGGCAUCUAUUUUUUUUUUUUUUUUAAUAAGCAAUUUCAUUAACAGUUACUUACUCUUACUUUACGCAUAUUAUGCAUUUUUAUCUCUGAAGUUUAAAUUUUCUGCAUUUAAUUAAUCAUACAAAAAUACUAAUAAAUAUUAUUUACAGAUGAUUUUCAAAUAAAAAAAAACAAUGUUUUGUAUAACACUUUUUGAUAAUCGAAAAUAAUAAUUUUAAUACCUAAUAGUUAAUAUUUAUUCAUAUUGAAAUCCGAGUUCUGAUUAUCGUUGUUAUUAUUCGGCGUAUUGAUAUGUGGUUUUGUCGCGCAAGUAUAGCAGUGGCAACACACUAAACGGGAAAUGGCCAAUGUCAUAAGUCAAAUAAUCCCUUGGGAACUUACUAUUAAAGAAAUCGAGUCCCAAUUCGGGACGGUGGUCGCUUCGUAUUUCACGUUCCUUCGAUGGUUGUUUUGGGUGAAUUUUGUCAUAUCCGUGAUGUUAGCGGCUUUUGUCGUCAUACCCGAGGUUAGUAAAAAUAUGAACGUAAAAUUAUAUUAUUUACUGGACAUUUACGAUUAAUAAUUAUUGUACUUACAUCACACAAGAAACAUAAUUACGGAGAGGGAAUGCGAUCCUGAGUCCUGAUAAUAGAUAAUACUCUAGAUCUUUAAAAAAAAAAAAAAAUGUUUUUUAUUAUAUUUAUAUAUUUGGUAAAAUGGUUUUGAAAAAACGAUAAAUGUUCAUAGUUACGCGUCCAUUUUAUGUAAGAGCAAUAUCAAAAUGUUGUUUUGUUCUGAUUAUCGUGUUUCAAAAAUAAAUAUCGUAAAUACGAAACUAUGCGUCGUUAUUUUUUUUGAAAAUACUCUUGUGUCAGUUAAUUUUAUAUAUCUCCCUCAUGCGAGUCAUGUUUACGUCACCACCGCAGGUAUUAACGACCAGUAAAGCAGACACGGGAGAACGGAAGACUCUGUUGCCAGAAGAGGAGACCCACUCAAUGGACCUGAAUACCUUGGUGAACUUCGAAGGUGUUCUGCAACACUCGCCCAUGUUCUACGGCUUUUAUUCGAAUCGUCCAAGUUCGGAUUCCGGUUACCGGUUGCCCACAGCCUAUUUCAUCACGGGCUUGGUUGUCUACAUUUACAGUUUCGUGGCUACUCUCAGAAAGUACGUAUCUGUACGGCUAUAAUUAAAUUAUAGUGUGCUGAAUUCAAAUAAAUACAAUAAUAAUAUUAUAAACGAUGCAAAAUUCUAGUGACGAAAUUGAACAAUAAUAAUAAAAGAAAAUUAUGAAACUUUCGUAUAAACUUUCCCGUUUCCCUACGUUUUUAUCAAUUAUUAAAAAACCUGCAUGGAAAAUCAAAAAUGAUCUCAUUAAUAUACCAACUAGAUACAAUUUUUUUUCAGAAAAAAUGUUAUACUUUAAGCUAAUAAUUGUAACUGUACUUUUUUCUCCUUUGGAGUGUUUAAACAUUAAAUAAAAAUAAGUCGGGGGGCUUCACGGACGUUCCCUAAUGUACCACCCCAGUCAGAUUUCCUUUCAGAAAAAGUGUUAUCAAUGUAUAUCGGAGCGAAAUUGCUGGUAUAAAAGUUUUUCACAGAAAAAAAUUUUAAAAAAAAAAACAUUGUAAAACCAGUAAAUUCCUCUUUGCGCUAAAAAUCUAAAGGAGGAAAAAAGUACCAACAUACUAAAAAAUUUAAAUUUUAAAUUUUAUUUGAAUUCCUAAACAAUAAACUAAAAAAAUCGUUAAUAUUAUACAAUUUUUAAUAAAACUACCGAAACACGAAAAAAUAAAACUAAAAAGUGUUAGGAUCUAUGUUCAUUUUUUGCAGACUAUUUUGUGCCUAAAUGUUUUAAAUACGACAAUUUUUAUUUCGUUUACCUAUGUAUAAAAUUCACUGACAAAAAUAUGUAUUUUCUACAGUUUCUCAUUCGUAUAAUUAUCAAUAAUUUAAAUGUUGUUCAGAUUUGGGGUCAUUUUUUUGUGACGUGUAUCUGUUUCUAUGUAUUAUAUGUCAUAUAUUUGCAGAAUGGCCGCUAAUUCUCGCCUGAGCAAACUAUCCGAAAAAGAUGAUGAGUGUGUUUUUACAUGGAAACUAUUUACCGGAUGGGACUACAUGAUCGGCAAUGAAGAGACGGCCCACAAUCGCAUCUCGUCCAUAAUAUUAGGAUUCAAAGAGGCGCUGCUCGAAGAAGCUGAACGGAUGAAAGACAAACAAAAGUAAUACACACACUCGCAAAUUAAUAAUGUCAUCUAAAACAGCGACGUUUCUCAACCUUUGGGUCAUAAAUAAUUUUGACUGUAUCGCCCCAAAAUUUUAAUAGUUAGAAAAACGGACGUUUUAAAAAUUAAAUAAUUGUAAAACAAGAAAAAACGAUAAGCCUAAGAAAAGAGUAAAAAUUCUUUACUUUUCAUAAACGUAGCUCUCUACUGUGAAGUAUGAACUUUAUUUUAAGAAAUUUAAAGUAAAAAUUUAGAUAAAUAUUUUGAGUCAUGUGCACAUAAAGGUACAAAAGUUGAGUUUAAUGUUUAAAAGUAUUUCCCAGCAGGGGGGUGCAUGUACAAUGUACACAUUGCUGGGGAGGCAUAAGCAGUCAACACGAAGUAAAAUUUGUAUUUUACAAUAAAGGGAAAAAAUUAAAAGUUUAAUAAUGACCGGGGAUUAGGUAUUGAUAAAUAUUACAAGCAAAGCCGAUUUAGGUAGAAGCAAUAAGAAGCAAUUUACAUUUUUGAUAAGUUUUCUUUUACACCUAGAUGACCUUUUUUUUUUGCUCAUUAUGUUUGUUAAAAGGGAAAGGGGACAAAAGAUUUUUUUUUAAAGUUACAAGGGGACUUAAAGUAACAGAAGUUGGGAACCACUGGUUUAAAAUAUAGUCGAAUCGACUUUAAUAAUUUAAAUCAUAAACAAUAAUAAUAAUAUUAUAAUAUGUGCUAUUCUCAACGAUUUCGCGUUUGUACCCUCGUGACAAACAUCUAAAGUUCUGCACUUGAAUCACAAUUACUACGAAUUGAAAACAAAAAAAAAAGGUUGUCUAUUACUUAUAUAAUUAUUAUUAGGGUUACGUUUUUGAAUAAUAUAUCAAUUACAUAACAUCACCUGAAAUUUCACAUUACAUGAAAUAUCGAACAAUACAUUUUUGUUUCUCAAUGUUUGAAAAAUAGUUUCAACUUGCAUUAUGUUUUAUAAAGUCAUAAUACUGACUACUGACUAUUAAAUUAUAGUAUUGAAUUCAUUUAACUGUAAAUAUUAUAUUCUUUACUCAAAUUGGUCUCGUGUCGUAAUAAUAAAACAUCAAUAAUGUCCAAAAUUAAAACCGAUUGAAAUAUUUUAUAUUUGUUAAGACUAUUGUUAAUUUUAAAUGUUAUCAAUUUGUUGUUUAUAAUUUUUUUAAAAGCUACGAUCAGGACCAUUUAGUACCCAUGAUGUCUGUCAUAGUUAUUAUUAGAACUUGAAAUUUAAUAAUAAAUAUUACGAAUAAUAUUUUUAAUUUUUUUAUUAAAAUUAAAUAUUUCAUGAAAUAUUUUAACAAUAUAAGUUUCAUGAAAUUUAGCAACCUUAAUAUUACAUUUCAUAAUAUUAUUUUAAUCGUUGCAGUGUAUACUAUAAUAAAAAUAUACUAGGUAACCAAAUUAUGGAAUAUCAAUGAUUUAUUUGAUGUUUUAUGAAAAUCAUUUUACAUAAUAAAAUGCUCAUUUUAAAAUGAUUUUUAAUGACUGCAUUUUUCAUGGUUCAUAAAACGAAUCGUUCCCGCUCGUUCGAAUAUAAUCACUGCAGUUGGAAAGUGGUGGCUCUGCGAAUAUUCGCAAAUCUGAACAUGGUGUGGAUGCUGGGCAGUUCAGUUUAUGCAGUCAUUUUUGUGGUGAAUAGGUCAACGGGCCCCGAAGCAGAGUCCACGCUAUGGCGAAAAUAUGAGAUCACCGUCGUCAUGACGCUGAUCGGCACAUUUUUUCCGAUAGCAUUCGAAGGGCUGGGUGUGUUAGAAAACUACCAUCCGAGGACGACACUUCGUGUGCAGCUGGCUAGGUAUAAACACAAUAAUAUCACGAAUAUAUUUGUUUGAAAUCCUACACAAAAACGGCUGUACCUAUUUGACCGAAAAGGUCAUUUUUGGGUGAAAGGUAUUUCGUUCGGGGUCGUACCCGACAAUACAAAUUUGUUAUUCCAACAAGAAGCAGGUACCUAUACCGUAUAGGUAUACGUUUAUGAUUACCUAAACGAUAAUUUUUUUUCUUUUUACUGACCAAUGUGAAUUUAAACGUACUUAACAACAACUAUUAUUAUCAUUAUUAUUACAUUUGCAGUUCGAUUUUAAAACGAAAUUAUAAUAAAAAGACAGACAUACUUCGCACGUGAGUGCAGCCACUGUAGUAAGUGAGAAUUUGGGAAGGUUGUAAAAAGGAAAUUUAAUUUAUAUCUGUAAGUAACGAUAAACCAUUGCUAACGAAAAAACGAUUGUGAGUGGAAUUCAGUUGACAGUGUUGCUUUGUCAACAAUAUAUAUUUGUGCCAUAUUAUGGUAAAAUAAUUACAUAGAUAUUAUAUAUUUUUUUUAAUAUUUAUUUAACAUUGUACCUAUUUUCCCGAUUUUCCUAUGAUUUUCCGGUGUUUUUUACGGUUUUUCCUAUUUAUUGGGAAAAUUCUUGGAGAAAAUCAAAAACUUACCUUCUUAAAGUACUUUCCCAGUCUGAUUUCCUUUAAGAAAAAGUGCUACCAUUGUAAAUCGAAGCAAAAUUACUUAUAGAAAAAUUAUCCACAGAAUAAAAAAGUCAUAAUUUUUUAAUAAUAUAUUUCGUACAUUUUCCCGUUUUCCUCAGUUUUUGUUUCGAUUAAAUAUUCUACCACCAGAAGUGCGUCGUUCUAUUACAGUCCGACGUUUUACAUUAAACUACAGUCGGCAGGCGCGAAUACAAGGUGUAGGAUAGAGAGGCUGAAGCCCCCCACUUAAGUCAAGCCCCCCUUAGACCUUAUUAAGACCUAGUAUUAAGGCUAUUUAUUCUAAAAUUGAUUAAAGACAACAACUCUAGACAGCCAAUAACGUCAGUUAACAAUGUUAAAAAUGUUGAUAGCAGGAGUGUACGGCGUUCUUUUAAUAAAGUACGAUUAAGGAAGUUUAAAACGACGUUGUACAAAAUGUGAGGAUGCCUAAAAUAUUAAAUUUAAAAGUAUAUAGUAUAAUUUAGUCUUUAAUCGCCUGAAUUGUAGCGGUUGUAUGGUUUACGCUGAACUAUCUACAUCAACGUGUAUAAUAAGUGUAUAAUGUAUAGGUACCUGCAAUCUCAGUUUUGAUUUAUAAAACAAAUUUUAAUUAAAAUCAUAUGUCACAUCAUGUACAAUGAAUGACGCGUUGUUCAUAUGGAAUUGUCACACAAUUCAACAAAAAAAUAUUUAUACCAAUACGAUUAUUUUUAAUAAUCGUCAAUAAUCAAUUUUAUGUUUUUCAGGAUUAUGGCAUUGAACUUGUUGAAUCUUUACACCCUGACUUUCGCCUUGUUUGUGAAAAUCAAUGAAUUGGUAAGUAUUCCACUAAACGCGUAUGUACCCAGAAUUUUUCAAUAAACGAGGAUAAACAUAUUAUAGUAAAUACAAAUGUAUACCUAAUGUAAACAAAAUAUAUAUGUAAUCUAUUAUUUAAAGCGGUUUUUAGGUUUCUAAACAGAGGUUUAGAACAUCGAUACACCGUAUAUAUAGUAUAUCCCCGUUAUGUUCGUCCAUCUCUAUAGUUCCAGUUGUUGAUUUGGUUAACAAAGGGUUAUAUUAUAUUAUUCGUAUCAUUAUUAUUAUUACUAUUAUAUUUUUCAAUAUAAAUUCGUAACAUUAAUAUUAUAAUUAUAUAUUAUUAUCAUUAUCAUUUUUUUCCGUUUAUUUUGUAUUAAAUGCAAAUUUAAUAUUUAUAUACUAGUUAAUAUUAAAAAAAAGAACGGAUAUACUUCGCACGUGGAUACAGCCACUAUUGUAAGUGGGAAAUUGGGAAAGUAAGUUACAGAUGGGAAUUCAAUGUAUAUCUAUAAGCAACGAUAAACCAUUGUUGACUAAAAAAUGAUUCUGAGCCGAUUCAGUUUAUAAUUUGCCUUAUCAAAAAUACAAUAUACGGUAUUAUGUCAUUAAUAUGGUAAAAUGGUUAAAACAAUGUGCGUUAUCAUGUCAACAAUGAUUGUUUAAAAACACUGAAAUAAUAAAAACUUAAUACAAUAACAAAAAAUAAAUAAAAACGAUUGCCAAUUACAGCCUUAUUUUUAAUCUUUCAUAUUUUUAUCUUGUCUAACCUAAAAAACCAGGCUUUCCUCAUUAUCUCGAAUAUAAAUGAGAAUUUAAAAAAAUGACUCUUUUAAAGUACCGCCAAGAGAACAUUUAUUUUCAGAAAAGGUGCUAUACUUGAUAAUCGGAGUAUGCUUUAUAGUAGAAAAAGUAUUCACAUAAAAAAUAAAUAAUUAAAUAAACAUCACUGUAAAACCAAUACAUUCCUCGUUGUACUCAGAAUCUAAAAUAUAUAAUUAUCUACUUUAACUGUCUAACCCACUAUUUACAAAUUAAGAUAUUUAUUUAUUUAAAUUAUUUAGGUUUCUACACACAAGCAUAGUAUACUAGGUUACCAAAUCCGCUCAAAAUUAUGUAUGAAAUUAUAAUAUAUUGUUUGGAAUAGAUAUUAGAUUGGGUAAUGGGUGAAACCAAGUAUUUUUCAAGCCCACUCUACAAGAUUUUAGAUUAUUUUGCAAAGUACAUAACUGUGCACAACCGACAGUUACUUAUACUUAGUUUAGUUAGUAUAGUGUGAAUACUCAAAUAUUAUUAUUUUAUUAGUAAUUCGUUUUCAAUAUUGUAUAGUUUAUAUAUAUAUAUAUAUUUUUUUAUCUAAACACGGUAAAUGGAGAGUUAAAUCCCCAUAGCCCUCCUGGGUACACCACUGUUAGUUUUAACGGCUAUUAUUUUUAUUUUUAAAUUUAACCUAUAUUUUUCACUAGUGUUUGAAGUUAAAAAAAUCAGAGUAGUUACAAUGGAAAAAAAAAGGGUUAAUGUUAAAAAAAUCCCAUCAUCAAAGAACAACACAAUAUGCAAUUUACUCACAAAUUCAGUGUUGUUAAAGUUCCUUUUAAAAAGGAACUUGUUCCCGUUCUUCGUUCCUUAAAAAAAAGAACCAGUUCCUUACUUAAGCUUUCCUCUAUAAAUACCUUAUGUAAUCCAAAAUAUUUUUUUAUGCUCUUAAUUAAAAAUAUCACUAAUUAAUUUGUUUUGGAAACCAUGUUGCAUGUCAACAAAAAAUUAACUGAAAGAGUUUCAUCUAUUAGAUUCAAAACUUGAUAAGUGAAAUUUGUCUUUCAAAUGUGUUUUAGAACAUAUUCCAAAGGAGAAUAAAAGAAUUACAAUAUUUACGUUCCUAUUCCUAAAAAUAAGGAAUUAAUUCACGUUCCUAUUCCUUUAAAAAUAAUGAAAUUAAUUCCUUCAUUGGUUCCUCAAAAUAUGAAUCACAUCUAUAAAAACGCGUUCCUUAAAAACACAAUAUAUUAUUUUAUAUUUUAUUAAACGAGUAAAAUAUACACCCUUUGGAUAAUACCUUUGAUGGCAUAUUACCAAAAGUCAAUCCAAUAUAUAUGAUUUUUAACCAACUUCAAAAAUAGAAUGUUUAGAAUUUAUAAACCAAUCCAUACAUUACUUUUCCACGUAUUUGUUUAUAUACAUAACUUCGUCAAAUGUGCAUAUUAUAUUUGGAUGAUUUCUUUUUAUUUAAUAGAGCUCCUUUAAUCUUAUAUACCAUAAUUUCAAUUAAUUAUAUGUUAACAUUUGAUUUAUUUUAGUUUUUCUGUAUAUUCGUUUAUCUUUAUUUAACUUAUAGGUAAUCGUAUGUAUAUUGGCUUAUUUUUUUACAGACAAUAGAGUUGGGUAAAUUAAAACCGUUGAACUCGACCAUAUUCGCAACAACCCCGGGGUCCAUAUUGAAUACAACGACUACUCAAGCACUGAUAACCACAGCGGUGUUGCUGAAUACCACCAUAAUGAUGCCAAUGUCGACGCCUGUACCGAUGACAACGCAUAUGACAGCCACAACAACGACGGAAAUACCUCCACGUAUCAUCGACUUCAAAGAAAACCAACACAAAUGUCAACCGUUUGAAAUCCAAGAAAUGAUCACUUGUUCUGUUCCAAAAAAAAAAAGCCAAGUAGACCAGAAUGCCGCUCCAAAUGUGACAGACGGGUCUGUAAUUAAUUCGAAGACAAUCCAGAACAGUACUGCAAAUGAUUCAAAAAUGGUGCAAAAUGAAUCUGCGACCAAUACUACAAUCCAAAAACCGACGAAUAAGCCUAUAAAAACUAAUACAAAAGAGGCGGAUAGCACUACGAUCGGUAUGACACAGUGGUCACACACACCAGUCCCGACGAUGGAGAACGGGUUUACAACGUUACAGAUAUCGACAAAAAAACCAUCAACAGUCUCUACGCAACGAGAUAUGCUAACCUCUUCAAUCACCACGGUCACGGAUGAAUACGCUACCAAAAGUUCAGUGGCCACCACGAUGCAUAGCGCCGUCUCUAGUGAUGUCGACGACAUAAAGACUUUAGAUCCUCCGCGAGACGACCAGUGGACUUGGAGCACCGGGACAGAGGAUAAUGACAACGUCACCGAAAGAACUUCGAUUGACAGUUUGCAGAUAACCGCUGAAGUCUAUUACGAUACAACCAGAGGUUCUAACUCAAAUUUCACUCAUCUUAACUACGAAAAUUCAACCAGCACUGUAGGUGAGUCAACGGUUUUUGAGUCAACAUCGAAUCCAACCGAUGAAACGACCUCGGCAGAUUCAAUUUCGCCAAAUCCAUUCACCACAUCUGGAUUGCAGACGGUUAUAGACACCAAACCGAUAAUGAAUGACGACAAAAUGGAAUCGAUUUCAAUCAUAUCCGAUCCUUCGACCGAUAAUGAAGAGUAUUACGAUGGUACAACAGUGGCCCCCUGGCAAACAAAUGAGGUUUCGACGGCAGGACCACGGAGGAUUAAACGAAUGCUGCAAAUGGUUUUAAAUGAUACCCAUUGCUUCCAUAUUGUGUGUUCAUCGUCAUCGGAAUUUAACCACGUUACCGAGGCAUUGAAUUCUCGAGGAGUUACUGAGACAUCGAGUGAAUAUUACACUCUAAAUUAUUUACGAUGUGUUAUUAUAUAUUAAUAUGUUUUUCGGUUUUAGGUUAUUCGACGACAAUGGAACACGAAGAUGCACCAGGCGAAGAUUAUUCACUUACUGCCACCUGUCUGUCAUUGACGAAAAGAAAACGUCUGCGAAAAUUGUGUUGGGAGACAAUGUUCGGACAGGAAUUGGUAAAACUCACAGUCAUGGACUUGGUGAGAAAAUUAAAUUACUCAAAUUAAUAAUAUCUAUACGUCUAUUAAGUAUAUUUAUAAAUAAAACAAUAAUCUAUUAUUUUCUAUUAUUGAUAUAUAAUAAAUAUGGCAUGUAUAGGAAAUAUUUUCAGAGAGAAGGGAAUUAUAAUUGACAGUAGUUUUAAAAUGUUCAGAAGGCAAGACCUGUCUGGACUUGAAACUCGGAGUAAGAUUUCUAGUUGUUUUCAGACAGAAAAAAUAAUCGCAUACUAUAGCAAAACUAGUGCAUUAAUAGCUACGUUCAGAAUUUAAAACUGUAGAUGAAUAGGUGAUAAAAAAACAGAAUUAUUGAGAAAUAUUAUUAUGUAGCCGUAAUUCAAAUCGCUUGACGAAUUUAUCAUCAUUAAUUUAUCUUUUUGCCAAGCCACCGAUAUAAAAAUAAAUAGGUACCUACUAUAUCUAUUUACAUCUAUAAUAAUAAAAUCUGAAUAUGACAGUAUGAGUAUGAGUAUAAUCGUAUCGAAUAUAUUUGUAUUUUUUGUGAUUUUACAUUAUUAAUUAUAUUCUACAAAAUAUGACCUGAGAUAUUGAAGAAUAGACUAAUAUUCUACAAACUCACAAACACGGACCUAUUUUGUAUUGUAUCUAUUAAUUUGUAUGGUACCGUACCUAAAGAUAUGCAAUUCACCAGUAAAAUGUUCGUACAUUUUAGUAAAUAGGUUUAAUUGUUUAUUAAAAAUAAAAUAAACAUAUAUAUAGGAUACACAUAUUAAUUCAAGAGUGUAAAAUAUAAAUAAAGAAAUAAUAUCGUAGAAUACCUAUUAUUGAUUUUUUUUUUUUUUUUUUUUUUUUUUUUUUUAUUAUUAUUAUUAUUUGUUUUAAUAAAAUAAUUUGUUUUAUUUCUUUAUUUAAAAAAAAAAAAAAAACAUACAUUUCAUAAACAACAGAAUACUUUAAUCUGAUAAAAAAUAUGUUUGAUUUAUAUCAUUCUACUUGAAAUAAGUCAAAAUUAAUUUUACAUAUUUUUACAUACUUGGUAAACAAGUAUUUUGUAAAUAUUUUAGUAAUUUUUGAUUUUGUCAGUAUAUUUUGACGACGAUGAAGGUUUCAGAAAUAAUAUUAUAUAAUUAUUCCGAAGUUGAUCAUACUUUACUAGCGAUCAUAAAAUAAUAUUCUUUAAAUCGUUAAGUCGUAUUUCAAAAUUUAAAUAAAUGUAUCGAGAUCUUAAUUUACCUCCUGAUCCUAUCAUAAUAAGAUGGGAUACGUAGCUUGAAACUGUCCAAUACUAUUGAGAUCAUUUCAACAAAAUUGUUGUACACAGAAAAAAAGGCCAUAAUAUUUUUUUAAUACUACCUACAUUUCGAACAUUUUCUGUUUUUCCGACAUUUUAUCCCGAUUUUUCCCAGUUAUUGUGAAAAUCGAUUUAAAAAUCACAAAAAUGACCUCCCUAAACCAUGGAGAUAAAAUUUCCUUUCGGAAAAUAAACUACACUUGAUAAAUGGGAACAAUAUUUCUGGUAGAAAAGUUUGCACAACAAAUCGAGGGGUAUUUUUCGAAUAAAAUCAUCCGAGUGAGCGAUAGGUAGGUCUCUAGGUACACUUAAAAUGCAUUUUUUUCCCCCGUUUUAGAUAAAAGGGAAAAAAAGUGCAAACAAUUUUUUAUCAACCCUCGAUCACUAUCAACACACACUCGGAAUUAUUUGUACGCUAACAAUGGUUUACAAAUAUAAAUUUAAUUACCUAUAACAAUGACUGCACCCUUCCUUUUUUUUUUAAUAUUUCCUGGUAGGGCAUAUCUGAUUGUUUUAGAAGUCAUCAAUUUCAUCAAAGUCAUCAAAUUUAAUUUAUUCUGCCCAUCCAAAUAAUGAGUUCAAAAUUCCAUCUCUACAGGUAUCGACGAUCAUCUCAACAAUAUUUGUGGACUUCGCACGGGCCGUGUUCGUACGGUACAUGAACCGAUGCUGGUGCUGGAACCUGGAAAAGCGGUACCCGCAGUAUGGUGACUUUAAGAUCGCCGAGAACAUACUGCAUCUGGUAAACAAUCAAGGAAUGGUAUGGAUGGGUAUGUUCUUCUCGCCCGGACUGCCGAUCAUUAACGUGGUCAAACUGAUGAUUAUGAUGUACGUCCGAUCGUGGGCGGUACUCACGUGCAACGUGCCACACGACGUAGUGUUUCGGGCCAGCCGGAGCAACAACUUUUACUUGGGCCUUUUACUCACUAUGCUGUUCCUGUGCGUGCUACCGGUCGGCUACGCCAUCGUGCGGAUCGAACCAUCAUGGCACUGCGGCCCAUUCUCGCAGUAUAAGAAAAUCUAUCACAUAUUCACCCACUCUAUCAAAAAAGCCGUUCCCAAUCCCGUUGUCCACCGGGUCCUCGAUUACAUUGCGUCACCCGGUAUCAUCAUACCGCUGCUGCUACUUCUCAUACUCGUAAUUUACUACUUGGCCUCACUCACUUCCUCGCUCCGAGAAGCUAACACCGAUUUGAAAGUAAGUAUUAGUAGUGUAGUUAGUGGCGUACGCAGGAUUUUUCAAUGGGGGAAGCUUGAAAAUUAAUAACUUAUCAAUUAUUUUGUCACAAGUUUGAAAAAUAAAAUAGGUUAAUUCUCAGUUCUAGCUGAUAAUAAAAAUUUUUUUAAAAAAAGACAGACAUACUUCGCACGAAUCCACUGUUGUAGGUGGGAAGUUGGACAGGAAUUUAAAUGGGAAUUUAAUGUAUAUCUGUAAGCAACGAUAAACCAUUGCUACCGAAAAAAUGAUUCUGAGCGGAGUUCAGUUGAUAGUAUUGCAUUGUCAACAAUACAUAUGUCAUCUUAUGAUAAAAUGGUUAAAACAAUGGGCGUUUCCAUGUCAACAAUGAUUGUUUAAAAAAUACUAAAAUAAUAAAAACUUAAUACAAUAACAAAAAAUAAAUAAAAGCGAUUAUUUAUAAUCUUUCAAAUGUUCAAUCUUAACUAGCUAGCCUAAAGAACCAGGCCUCCCUCUCCAAUAUAAAUAAGAACUUCAAAAACUGACCUCUUUAAAGUACCGCCCAAAGAACAUUUCUUUUUAGAAUAGGUGCUAUACUUGAUAAUCGAAGUAAGAUUCCUGGUUGUAAAAGUGUUCACAUAAAAAAAAGAGCUGAUACUGGGGACGGGUGCAACCACUGUUGUAGGCAAGAAGUUGGAAAGGUAGGAUACAUAAGGUUAUUUUAUUUAUGUCAGUAAACAACGAUAAACCAUUACUGACGAGAACUAUACCAAGCACAAUUAGGUAACACAUAAUUUGAAGUGCCGGAAUUUUUUUUAACCUAACCUUUCUAUGUUUUUUCCCGAUUAUUUUGAAAACUAAUUCAAAAAUCAAAAAAACGAACUACACCAUUAAAAAUAAAAUUAAUAAUUUAAAAAAAAAGGCACUUGUCGUUUUUCAAUUUGAGCUAUACUUGUGCUAAAAAAUAUAGUAAGUACUUAUUUAAAAUAACGAAACCGUGAAAAAUUCGUAUUUUUUUUCCCCGGAUAAAUGUUUUUAUUUUAAAUAUCCUUUUCGAAAAUCAAAAAAUGACCUAAGUAUUUAUCAAGUAGAUAAAAUUAAAUUUCAGAAAAAGUACUACACUAAUAUAUCGGAGCAAGUUUUCUAGGAUAAAAGUGGUGUACAGUAUAAAAAAAAAAAAAAAUAAUAAAGUACCAUUGUAAAAAAAUUAAAAAAGGAAAAAAAGCCGAUGAUUUUGGAAAUUUCACCAGGUCUAGGUAAGUCAAAUAUAAGUAUUACUAAGUUUCAAGUCUCUACGUGUAUUUAUAACCGUAUUACAACAAAAGAAACUCUCAAAAUUUAAAAUUCUUUAAAAGCUCAAAUGUUUUGGCGAUAAUAUCGUAAUAAAUUAAAUCAAAGAGGCAACAAAAAAAGUAUCUAGUGAUUUUUUGAUUAAAUCAUUUUUUCUGGUAGAAAACGUUGUCCAUGUUUUCAUAAAAUAAUGAAAUCGUGAAAUUGUACGUUUUCCUUCGCUUUUACGCUUUACUUUUAUUUAAAAAUGGCGUUGAAAAUCAAAAAAAUGACCUCUUUAAAGUUCAAUCUAGACCACAUAAGAUUUCAGAAAAGUUGCCACACGUAAAAAUCGGAGCAAGUUUACUAGGAAAAAAUGUGUCCACAGGCUAGAACAAAAAAAAUAAAAAAUAAACAGCAUUGUAAAACCAAUAGCUCCCUCGCUAGGCUCGGAAUCUAAAAUAAACAUAUUUGUUAAACCAACACAUUCUUCAAUUCAAAAUCUAAUAAGUAAAAUUUAGGUAACCAUGAAAAUAUUCGGCAGUAAAAUAGAAUUUUUAAGCUAGUAAAUGAUUGAAAAAGCCAGAGUUCAACCGAAAUUAGAAAUUUAUGAAUUGUGGAUUGCAUACUUACCACUGUUUUUUUUCUUCAAAUUAGAAGUCGAAAAAAAUUCUUUCUUUUUUCUGCCAUAAUGUUUAAUUAUAUAGUUAUUUUAGUGUGCAAAACUAUGAGAUACAAAAACAAUGAUGAAAAAUCUAUACUAAAUAUACCUCAUAUUAGAUACUCAUGAGAAAUAAAUGGAAACAAAAUUAUCUAAAUACCUUCCUAAUUGUUUUUCACUAAUUCAAGGUUAUAUUAGUAUUAUCUACAAUAUCCUUGGGUUACCUUAACGAUGCGUUAAUUGCUGUCAACAUCAGUUCAGUAAGUUCAAUAUGGCAAUUUGCAAUCAUAGAUAUUAUCUAAGGCUGUGUGGAAGCCCGCGUAUGCACGGAAACACCAACCACCAAUGUUGUAAUAACAAAAUCAUUGUUUAUAACUGGUGUGACCACAGUUAAAAUUAAUAAUAAAAAAUAAUAAUUAUAUAAAUCUAAUAAAAUCUUAUUUUGCGAUAAUAUAGUAGUAUAGUUAGGUUUUUAACAGAUGGCGAUAUUAAAUUAAAUUAUUAUACAACGGUCAAUGGGGGGGUCAAUUUAGCCCCUCCCCCUGCGUGCACCACUAAUUGUAAGCUAAUUAAUGAUAAUAUAAUAUACUAUGGAAGUUUGAUUUAUAUUAACAAAACUCAAACAAUCGUUCCCGUUCAUAAGUUUUAAUAAACAAAUAAUAUAAUGAAAUUAUUACAGACUCAAAGUUAAAUAGAAUAAUAAGUUAUUUGUAAAGUUAGAUAAUUAGUAAUAACAAAUAAUAGUUUGUCCAGUGGCUUACCAAGAGUUUUUCAAUGAGGUAGGGAGCUUGACUAAAAAAAAAUUUUAUAAAAUACUUUUUUAGUUUUUACUCUCAUAGUCCCCUUUUUUUUAUUUUUCAAAUUCAUGCACUGGUUUUCGCCUUUAUUGGAAUCAGCUUAUAGAAAACCCUUUGUAGCCUCUUAGAGCGCUUAUUAUACUGCAAUAGUGAUCUGGUGAUUUUUUUUCUUUUCUAGAUCCAAUUGAGACGAGAGAGGACGGAAGAACGGCGUAAAAUGUUCCUAUUAGUGAACAGCAAAAACCGCGGCGAUGACAACGAUGAUGAUUACACGUGUCUGGACUCAACGUUGUCCAAAUGGAGACAAAUAAUGCCUGACAACAAGUUGACGACGGACGGUUCGAACUUUGUGCUCGGAUUGGCAGAAAAAAAAAACGCGGGUAAGAUGAUUUGGUGGAAAAAACAUGAUAAUAUGUUUUGUGUUAAUUAUGUUCCGACUUCCGAACCAUGAUUUUUAAUAACACUGGUCAUUAAAUAAGUAUUGGACAUUGAUUAGACGGGAUACACAGAAAACAUAAUAAGUACUUGGAGUUUUUUAAUAUUUUAGCAUUAGUUAAAUAUAAGUUUUGUGUCCAAAUUUCUAGUGCAUAAAAUCUAUACGAAUAUGUUUAACUGAAUUAAAACAACAAACAAAAUUGAAAAAAUAACAAAAGCAUUAUUUUUGUAAAUUUCCCGUUUUUCUUAGUUUUUCCCAGAUAUUAUGAAAACCGCUUGGGAAAUCAAAAAAUAACCUCCAAAAAGUAUCACCUAAAUAACACUUCCCUUCAGAAAUGAUACCGCUCGUAUAUAUCGGAGCAAGAUUUCUGGUAGAUUUUUGUAUUUAAUGUAAAAAAAAAAAUUAACAUCUUUGUUUACAAACCAACACAUUGUUGCAUGCACACUUAGAAUCUAAAAUAAAUAUCAACUUUUAAAAUAUUUCGAAUACAUAUGGAAAUAUUAAAAAAAAUUGAUAAUGAUGAUAAGUAUCAUUGUUUUAGGAUAAAAUUUAGAAGACAGCAUAAAGCUGCAAUUUGAGCUUUCCUUUGGUAAGGACUUAACCAUGGCCGUUGAGUACCAUGGAAGGAUACUUUCUACUUCAUUGAGUGUUUGAUAGGGUCUAUCAUCUACAGAUAGAUAAAAACACAAACACAUACACAUCAUAAUAAAACCAGUAGAUUCCUCACUACAUUUCGAAUUUAAAACGACCACUAUCAACUACCAAUUAAAUAAAAAAUUCUAUAAAAAAAUUCCUUUAAAAUUGUUGAUAGGUAUACAAUUUCUGAUAAAAAAACGUAUUUACAAACAUAAAAAAAACAUAAUAAAACUAAUAUACUCUAGUAGCUCUGAAUCUAAAAAAAGGCGUUUACUUCUUCAGCCAUAAAAUCCUUUGCUCUGUAUAGUAUAAGUGAAAAAUGAGUCAAUAUGGUUUGUUUUUCACACAGAGAACAACGUCUUGGAUAAGGUUCGUGAAAAACUGGUGCAUAUCGAAACGGACGACUUGCAACAAUCGGAAACGAAACAACAUCAUGGUCCAUUACAGGACUCCCAGCAUUUCCAUCAUCAUCGCCAUUACUUGCAUCAUCACCAGCAGACGCUCCACCAUCACCACCAUCAUCUCCGACGACCGUCAAGAAACGAAGAGCCGCGGGACCCAGUCGCGUUGCAGCGAAAAUGGAAAAAGACCAAAUUGGUUGUAUCCCGGCUCCCAUCCUCUGACUCCGAGGCAUCGGACCAGUCAGACGUCGUACCGGAAAUCCGGGUAUCCAGUAGUACUAACGGACAACAUGCAGCGGUGGAAGCUAAGUCCCGUGGUCUCCCGGACACAUCUCUUCCUCAUCCUUCACUAGCUCCAGUGAUAUCGGACGGCAAGCAGAGGGCCAGACUCAAAUUGGCGCAGAUACUGUACAAGGAAGCAAGAAGGCGAAGACAAAAGUACGUGGAAGAGUUGCAGAACCAACAAGAAUAAUAUGAUACCC
Molecule: messenger RNA, 20794 nt
Organism: Cinara cedri
Lineage: Eukaryota; Metazoa; Arthropoda; Insecta; Hemiptera; Aphididae
Source: the annotation of a GenBank genome assembly